ACUUUUAAAAAAAAAUCUACAAAAUAGAUUGAAUGUGUGUCUUCAACAUUAUUGAAUGGCUUAUAUAGAUCCAGGCAAAGUCUUGUGGGCACAGAUUUCACAUUGUCCUGGCCGAAGCCCAGUGGAGCUCAGCUCAUUUUGAGAUCAGAACAGAAUGCAGGGUGUUUGCUGAUCUUAUCUGCCAGACCCAGAUUCUUAAUACAGCGGUACGUAUCCUCCAACCAUCUGCUUGGGUAAAGCAACUAUUUCAUUUGAUUCAAACAUCAAGCACAAUUUACAAAGAAUGUAACCUCUCUGUUUAUAUUACCCCAUCUAGGUGACUUUGAUGUCUGCAUUAGCUGUGCUGUGAAACAGUGAGCGGUGCUGGAAACUGAUGGAUGCGAGGCUGAUUUGCAUAACAAUGCCCAACUCUUAAUGCCCAACACACAGGCACCCACACACAUACACACACAUGCCCCGCCUACAUUCUGAUCAAGAGCACCGUUUUAGUGCUUAUUAAUGUGGCAAAAUAACACGCACACACACUUUACUGUCCUCAUUUUACCAAUGGAGCUGCCACUGCUCUAUUUAUCCAGUAGACAUGGAGGAAACUGGAGGAGUCAGUUAAAAAUGGCACUGUGAGGAUAGAGGAAACAUUGUCAUUUAGGUUGAACAGCAUGGAAAACACCUCAGAAUGGAGCAACAAUUCACUGGACUCGGAUUUUGAAGCUUGUGCCACAUUGAGGAGCUUUGGUUCACGAGUCGCCCUCUAUCUCUUCAUCAUCACAGGGAUCCUCUGCACCGUGGUGGGAAACUUCCUGGUGGUUCUCGCCAUUGCGUACUUCAAACAGCUGCAGUGCCCUACUAACUCUUUCGUCAUGUCUCUAGCAGUCGCUGACUUUCUUGUGGGCCUGGUGGUCAUGCCUUACAGUAUGGUCAGAACAGUUGAAGGAUGUUGGUAUUUCGGCCCAACCUUCUGCCAUCUUCACUCCAGCUUGGAUGUUAUGCUCUGCACAGCCUCCAUUUUCCACCUGAGCUGCAUUGCUUUUGACCGCUACUAUGCUGUCUGCAACCCACUGGUGUAUUCCUUUAAGAUGUCUCGCAAGCGCGUUGGUUUGCUGAUUGUGGUUUGCUGGGCCAUUCCUUUUCUCAUAUCAUUUGGUCCUAUUCUCUUCGGGCUGCACAAGCUUGGUGUGGAUAUUCCUUUACCUGAGAACAUGUGCGUCUUCUUAGUGAACCGUAUUUAUGCCGUGAUGGCGUCGCUUGUUGCGUUUUACCUGCCUAUGGUGACCAUGUUGGUGGCCUAUUGGAAGAUCUACAAAGCAGCCAAACGGCAAGCCAUGCAGAUCAGCGCGAUGGAGGCACAGAUGGCAGCAGGUGUGGGCAAAGACUCGAGUAAGAAACAAAAACAUCGCAACUCCAUAAGGAGAGAGAGAAAAGCUGCCAAAACGCUAGGGAUCAUCAUGGGGGUUUUCCUUCUUUUCUGGCUGCCCUUCUUCACUGUUAAUAUCAUUGACCCAUUCAUCGAGUAUGGGACAGCGGUUGUGAUAUGGGAUGUUUUUCUGUGGUUGGGGUACAUUAACUCCUCGCUAAAUCCUUUUCUCUAUGGCUUCUUCAACCGGUCGUUUCGGCGAGCUUUCCUCAUGAUCAUGGGAUGCAGAAUUUGUCUGCAUGGCUCAGCUCAAGGAAUGGACCUUUCUCACUCUAAAAGAGAUGGCAAUGAGCGCACAGACAACUAGUCUGUCGUAGCAGAAGUUUGUUUGAGAGAAAUGUUCCACAGUGGUUUCUUUCCAGUUCAUACAGGUCAACAGAAAAUAUUCCAAAUAUUGUACUGAAAUUAUUGGGGGAAAGUGUGUGUAUGUAUGUAUGUGUAUGUGUUUACAUAUAUAGACAUGCACAGAAAUUCAGCAUUGGCUCUUUCUGUAUAGUUAGUGCUAAACUGC
Danio rerio (zebrafish) is the source of this 1922-nucleotide messenger RNA. The record is from RefSeq and is a predicted model, not a curated record. NCBI's taxonomy places the organism in Eukaryota, Metazoa, Chordata, Actinopteri, Cypriniformes, Danionidae.